AUGCCCGGAGGCCUGACCAUCGGCAGCAGCAGGACCCUGCAGAUUGAAAUCCCAAUCCCACAGGGAGCCCGACGCCGAGGCCUCUCCGGACCGAAGCUGUUCCGAACUGCUCCAAUUCAGACAUCAGUUCUGGGAACCAUUAUCAUCUUCUCCCUUUGCUGGUUAAUUAGAGACAACUUGCGAGUCAAAAAUAUCCAGGAGAAAUUUGUCUUCAUUACUGGAUGUGACACCGGAUUUGGAAAUCUGCUGGCAAAGCAACUUGACAAACAAGGGUUUAAUGUAAUUGCUGCAUGUUUCACAGCAAAUGGAGCAGAGGAACUACAGAUAGACUGUUCGACCAAAAUGAAGACAGUUAGGUUGAAUGUGACCAACCACGAUAACAUUCAGAAUGCAGUGGAAUUUGUGCGGGCAGAAGUUGGAGAACAAGGUCUCUGGGGUUUAGUGAACAACGCUGGAAGAGCAAAUCCAAUUGCACCCACAGAAUGGCUGACUAUAGAAGACUUUAACAAAGUUUUGGACGUUAAUCUGAUUGGACUUAUUAAUGUCACUCUUCAUUUACUGCCACUGGUAAAAAAGGCAAGGGGAAGGAUUGUGAAUGUUGCCAGUGUUAUGGGCCGAAUUUCAUUUGCUGGUGGUGGCUAUUGUAUAUCCAAAUAUGGAGUGGAGGCAUUUUCAGACAGUUUAAGGAGGGACAUGCAGCACUUUGGAAUGAAAGUUAGUAUUAUCGAACCGGGUUUUUUUAAGACAGAAACUACAAACUUAAAAAUCAUUGAAAGAGGUCUACUACAACUCUGGGAACAACUCAGUCUUGAAACAAAGCAACACUAUGGGCCAAAGUAUUUUGAUAAUUAUAUUGAAGUCCAACGGUUUUCAAUGACGUCACUGUGUUCUUCUGAUCUUAAAAAAGUCACGAACUGCAUGGAGCAUGCUCUGACAGCUAAGUAUCCACGGAUGCGUUACACUGCUGGAUGGGAUGCUAAGUUGUUUUGGAUUCCUCUCUCCUAUGCACCAUCGUUUCUUGUUGACUACAUGCUAUAUUUGUUGUUACCUAGACCCGCAUAUAGUUUGAGAAAAAGAAAAGCCAAAAAUAAGGUUGAUGUGUAA
Molecule: messenger RNA, 1104 nt
Organism: Pristis pectinata (smalltooth sawfish)
Lineage: Eukaryota; Metazoa; Chordata; Chondrichthyes; Rhinopristiformes; Pristidae
Product: retinol dehydrogenase 7-like
Exons: 5
Coding region: 1-1104 (367 amino acids)
Molecular function (GO): oxidoreductase activity
Source: RefSeq, a predicted model, not a curated record